AUGGCUUCAAGAGAUUUGCCACAUAGUUUUAGAGAGCUAUUUUGGGGUUGGGCCGAAAGGAUUCCCCUGGAGAUGACCAUCCUCAAGUCAAGACAACAAUUGAUUGAUGAGGAUAUGCACACCCCACAAAUCCACUCUAAGCACAUUGGUUCCGCUUCAUCAGACAAAUCGUCCUCAUCGGAUUUUGUUGAAGGUGAAGAAGGUGAUUCCGACUCCUACGAAGCACCACCAAAAACAGUCAAAUUUAAUAAUUUAUGGCCCGCUUUUGCUUCUGGUGCUGGGUUAUUCUCCGAUGGGUACGUCAACAACUCCAUCUCUACUGUUUUGUCCUGUUUGAAAAAAAUUUAUCCUGAAGAGUCUGCUAAAAGUAACGCUCUUAACAACAUUGCUUCCAUUGCGUUUGUCGGUACUGUGGUUGGACAAUUGGGAUUUGGUUAUAUUUCGGAUAGAGUUGCCAGACGUGGUGGUAUGAUGGCAGCAAAUAUCAUGUUGAUUUUAUUUACGUUGUUGUGUGCCGUUGGAUCAUGGGGAGCCACCGUGCAAGGUUUUUUCGCAUGCUUUACUGUAUGGAGAUUCUUUUUGGGUGUUGCUAUUGGUGCCGAAUAUCCGACCAGUUCAGUUAUUGCUUCGGAAUUUGCCAACCAGUUACCCGCCGGUCGCAGAAACAGAUAUUUCUCGUGGUUUACUAAUUUCAUGAUUGAUACUGGGUUUGUUGUUUCAGCUUUUGUUCCAUUUGUGUUGUUGUGGAUCUUUUCUGAACGUCAUUUACGAGCAUUGUGGAGAGUUACUAUUGGGUUGGGAGUUAUUCCACCCUUGAUUUUAUUCUUUAUUCGUAUGAAGAUGAGUGACUCAAAGACAUUUGAAAAAUUGAAUAUGAAACACGUUAGAUACAGAGAUUACCCUUGGUGGUUGAUUAUCAAAUUUUAUUGGUUUAGAUUGACCAUUGUUUCGUUGAUUUGGUUUAUCUAUGAUUUCUCCUCUUAUUCGUUUGGCUCUUUCAACACCAUUAUUAUCGGUGAGAUUAUUCCUGAUGCGCCACUUUGGCAAAAUUGGGGUUGGUCCGUUGUUUUCAACUUGUUUUACAUUCCUGGUGCUUUCCUUGGUGCGUUAUCGGGUGAUUAUUUUGGUCCAAGGUUAACUUUAGCCUUUGGUGUUACAUGCCAAGGAGUUAUUGGGAUUGCCAUGUCUGCCUGCUUGGAGCAAUUAAAGAGACACGUUGCUGGGUUUGUUGUUGUUUUCGGAAUCUUUACUACAUUUGGUGAAUUUGGCCCUGGUGACAAUAUUGGAUUGUUGGCUUCCAAGACCAGUGCAACUGCUAUCAGAGGUCAAUAUUAUGGUAUUGCUGCUGCUAUUGGUAAAAUUGGUGCUUUUGUUGGUACCUGGGUAUUCCCUGCUAUUCAAAAGCAUUAUGAAGGUCAAGGAAACAAGGAUUUACAGGUUCCGUUUUACAUUUCAUCAGCAUUGUGUUUGUUUAGUGCUUGUUUGGCUAUAUUCUGGUUACCUCACGUGGGUCAAGAUGCCAUUAAUAAGGAAGAUGCCGAUUUUGUUGACUACUUGAAGUCGCAUGGUUUUGAUAUCAGCCUCUUGGGUGAGCCCGGCGCCGUUACUGAAAUGAUUGCUGAAGAGCACAAGAGGAAUCCUAAUGGUACCGAUAUAAAAGACGGCGCAGUUGGUGGACACGCUGCUGGUGCUGCUGAAUUCACCGGUCUGGAGAUUUUAGCUUACGACUCGUUAGGUGAGCAAAAAAAUGCGCCGGGUAUACAUGAGAAGAUUACCAAACAAUAA
Molecule: messenger RNA, 1785 nt
Organism: Lodderomyces margitis
Lineage: Eukaryota; Fungi; Ascomycota; Pichiomycetes; Serinales; Debaryomycetaceae
Product: GIT3
Exons: 1
Coding region: 1-1785 (594 amino acids)
Biological process (GO): transmembrane transport; carboxylic acid transport
Cellular component (GO): plasma membrane
Molecular function (GO): carboxylic acid transmembrane transporter activity
Source: RefSeq, a predicted model, not a curated record